AUGGAUCUCCGCAAACCGCCAGAGCAUAUACUAGAGAUCUUUGCGGAUCGGGCGUCGGUCAAGGAGAUCGUGAAGGGAAUAAUACAUGCAAUCUUCUUCCACCGCUACUUCCCCUGCGUCAGACCGGAUUCCGUCGACGUUCUCGACCUGACGCUGCCGGUUAUCGAUGACCUGGAGGUUGAGACGCUGAUUGAUGCGCGGGUGAAUGCGUUGAUACAGCAGCAUCUCUCGACAGCGUCGAACUCUGCGAAUGGCGGGGUACGGGCUCGCAUUGCCGUGCAGUUCUUCGAGAAGAAGCGGAAGAAGUCUGGUGCUUGGUUUACUGGGUUGACGGGUAAUAAUGAAGAGGAGGUGUGUUGGGAGAUAUGGACGCUGGAUAUUACCAUUGCGACUCCGCGGACAGAUUUAGACCGAGCCAAGGUGCGCAAGGCGAUGGAGAAGAUGCUGCACAAAGCCGCACUCAAGAUCGUUGCGAUUGCGAACAAGAACAAAGACCACAUACCGCCGAUUACGAGCGAGACGAACCCGUUCCCUUACCAGAUUGUCCUGAACCCGAAGCUGGACAACUGGGGCAAUCGGCUGGGCCUUUACUGA
Molecule: messenger RNA, 594 nt
Organism: Arthroderma uncinatum
Lineage: Eukaryota; Fungi; Ascomycota; Eurotiomycetes; Onygenales; Arthrodermataceae
Exons: 3
Coding region: 1-594 (197 amino acids)
Biological process (GO): autophagosome assembly; autophagy
Cellular component (GO): phagophore assembly site
Source: RefSeq, a predicted model, not a curated record